AUGUAUCAACAAAACGAUUUUGACAUUGAUUUCACUCUUCUAGAAUCCCUCCGACAACACUUGUUGGGGGAAUUCGACGGUCCGGAUCAGUUUGUCGGCUUCAACGAUUUCUGGUCGCCGGCAUUGCCCAUUCAAGAUAACUCUUCCGAUGACAUGUUGGUUAUGAGUUUCCUAAAUGACUCCACACCAGAGACGACGGUGGUGGUCUCCGAUUUUGUAAAACCAGAGCCGGCUGAUUUCUCCUCCUCCUCCUCCAAUGUGACUGUUAUUGAAGGAAAUGGAGUAGUGUCUGGUGAAGUGAAAUCGCCGGUGCCGGCGACGGUGACGGUUCCGGUGCAGGAGAGGCAUUUCAGGGGAGUGAGACAGAGGCCUUGGGGAAAAUUCGCGGCGGAAAUUAGGGAUCCGGCGAAGAAUGGAGCCCGGGUUUGGUUGGGAACUUACGAGACGGCGGAGGAUGCUGCCCUAGCUUAUGAUAGGGCGGCGUUUCGUAUGAGGGGAUCUAAGGCAUUGCUGAAUUUUCCGCUCCGGAUUAAUUCGGGUGAACCCGAACCGGUUAGAGUCACUUCUAAGAGAUCUUAUUCAUCUCUUCAAAGAACAUCUUCUUGUUCUUCUUCCUCUUCAUCAUCAUCGGAAAGUAUUCCAAAGAGAAGGAAGAAGGCGAUUGCUGCUAUUCCUCAAACACUGAAAUUCGAAGUUGGACUGACAGAAGUUCCACGUGGCGAAGAUUUAUGGGUUGGUGAGUGGUGA
Impatiens glandulifera is the source of this 747-nucleotide messenger RNA. RefSeq names its product ethylene-responsive transcription factor 2-like. Gene Ontology annotation, biological process: ethylene-activated signaling pathway; regulation of DNA-templated transcription. The record is from RefSeq and is a predicted model, not a curated record. The coding region runs from base 1 to 747 and encodes 248 amino acids. The transcript has a single exon. Lineage: Eukaryota; Viridiplantae; Streptophyta; Magnoliopsida; Ericales; Balsaminaceae. Gene Ontology annotation, molecular function: DNA binding; DNA-binding transcription factor activity.